This is a messenger RNA of Eublepharis macularius, 1743 nucleotides long. It is a transcript of the gene MAPK4, whose product is annotated as mitogen-activated protein kinase 4. Gene Ontology annotation, molecular function: ATP binding; MAP kinase activity. Lineage: Eukaryota; Metazoa; Chordata; Lepidosauria; Squamata; Eublepharidae. The transcript is spliced from 5 exons. The record is from RefSeq and is a predicted model, not a curated record. Bases 1 to 1743 code for a protein of 580 amino acids. Gene Ontology annotation, biological process: intracellular signal transduction; cell surface receptor signaling pathway; protein phosphorylation. Gene Ontology annotation, cellular component: cytoplasm; nucleus.
AUGGCAGAGAAGUGCGAUUACAUUGCUAAUAUGUAUGGUUAUGACCUCGGUUGCCGUUUCAUCAACUUCAGACCAUUGGGCUUCGGUGUAAACGGGCUUGUCUUGUCCGCAGUUGACAGCAAAAGCUGCCGGAAAGUGGCUGUGAAGAAGAUUGCUAUCAAUGAUGCGCAGAGCAUGAAGCACGCUUUCCGCGAGAUCAAGAUAAUCCGCCGGCUGGACCAUGACAAUAUUGUGAAGGUCUACGAAGUGUUGGGUCCUAAAGGAGUGGACCUUCAAGGGGACUUAUUCAAGUUCAAUAUGGUGUAUGUUGUCCAGGAGUAUAUGGAGACAGACUUGGCACGACUGUUGGAGCAGGGACCACUCUCAGAAGAACAUGCUAAGCUCUUCAUGUACCAGUUGCUCAGAGGUUUGAAGUACAUCCACUCGGCCAAUGUGUUGCACCGGGACUUAAAACCAGCCAACAUUUUCAUCAAUACAGAGGACUUGGUGUUGAAGAUUGGAGACUUUGGACUGGCAAGAGUUGUGGACCAACAUUACUCUCACAAGGGUUACCUGUCGGAAGGCUUAGUGACAAAAUGGUAUCGAUCUCCUCGUUUGCUCCUCUCGCCUAACAACUAUACCAAAGCCAUUGACAUGUGGGCGGCUGGAUGCGUUCUUGCCGAGAUGCUAACAGGGAAAAUGCUCUUUGCCGGAAGCCACGAGUUGGAACAAAUGCAGCUUAUUCUGGAGACAAUCCCAGUUUUCCACGAAGAGGAUAAGGAGGAGCUGCUCAAAGUGAUGCCGACGUUUGUCAACAGCACCUGGGAAGUGAAGAAACCUUUACGGAAAUUGCUUCCUGAAGUUAACAGCAAAGCCAUUGAUUUUCUAGAGAAGAUAUUGACAUUCAAUCCCAUGGACCGGCUGACCGCAGACAUGGGCCUACAGCAUCCUUAUAUGAGUCCGUAUUACUGUCCUGAGGAUGAGCCUGUUUCACAGCAUCCUUUCCGGAUCGAGGAUGAAAUCGAUGAUAUUUUGCUAAUGGAAGCCACCCAAAGCCAGAUGUCCAACUGGGACAGGUAUCAAGUGAGCUUGUCUUCUGAUUUGGAAUGGCGACAGGAGAAGUGCCAUGAGGUAGACGAAGUGCAGCGGGACCCUCGAGCAGGAUCGGAAUCCAUUGCUGAGGAAGCUCAAGUGGAUCCUCGCAAAUAUUCCCAGAGCAGCUCAGAGAGGUUCCUGGAGCAGUCUCAUUCUUCAAUGGACCGAGCGUUUGAGGGGGAUUAUGGGCAUUCGUGUGAUUAUAAAGUGGGGUCUCCUUCCUACUUAGACAAGCUGCUGUGGAGAGACAAUAAACUCCACCAUUAUUCAGAGCCCAAGCUCAUCUUAGACUUGUCUCAUUGGAAAAGAGCAUCUAUUGCACCCACCGCGGAGUUAGCACUGGAAGAGGAACCAUCCAACCUUUUCCUGGAGAUUGCACAAUGGGUGACGAGCACCCAAACAGGACUCGAAUGCCCCAACCCGCUUCCAGAGAUUCAAGAACGGAGCCUGCCAUCUUCUCCUCAACAUCUCCACAAAGAACCCAAGGAGGUCAACAGUGAGAGCGACCCUCAGUUUGACUUGGAUGUCUUCAUUUCCAGGGCAUUAAAACUUUGCACAAAACCAGAGGAUCUGCCGGACAACAAGAUGAAAGAUAUCAACGGUGCUUGCAUAGCAGAACACCCUAAAGAGAUUGUACAGACAGAAGUGUAUCAUAAAGAGAGGUGGUAG